This is a messenger RNA of Aspergillus terreus NIH2624, 1125 nucleotides long. RefSeq lists its product as uncharacterized. Gene Ontology annotation, molecular function: DNA-binding transcription activator activity, RNA polymerase II-specific. The record is from RefSeq and is a predicted model, not a curated record. Lineage: Eukaryota; Fungi; Ascomycota; Eurotiomycetes; Eurotiales; Aspergillaceae. Bases 1 to 1125 code for a protein of 374 amino acids. The transcript has 2 exons. Gene Ontology annotation, biological process: regulation of transcription by RNA polymerase II.
AUGCAGUGGUGUAACUCUACCCACCAGAUCUUGGCCCGCAACGAAAGGGUAGACCCGGUGUGGCGGAUUCUUGUCCCUAAGGAAGCCCUCUCUCAUCCGUUUCUCAUGCAUGGCAUCCUGGCCCUUUCCGCCCUGCACCUGGCUCGGACUCACGAUGACCAUCGUCGACCAACAUAUCUCGGCACGGCUGUUGCUCAUCAAAACCAAGCGCUGGCUUACUUUCGGGAGUCACUAAAUGAUAUCAACGCUUCCAACGCAAAGGCAGUGUUUGCGUUCGCCAGCAUCGUGGCCAUCUACGCUCUAGGCUUUCCUCACCCGCCCGACCCCAAAGACCCGCAGACAUGUCUGGAUGACCUGCUCCAGGUGUUCAACCUCUCGCGCGGGGUGCAGCAAGUGCUUGCACAAGCUACCCCGGCAAUCAAAGAUACAGACUGGGAGAUAAUUCUGCAGCUAGACGACUAUGAUUCCACCCUUCCAGAAGAGGAGUCUUCCGCCCUGCGGCGACUGCGAGAGGUUAACGAAGCGUGCGGUGCCCAAGAUCCACACCACGAUCCCUCUGUCUAUGCAACUGCUCUUGAGAAUCUGGAAGACAUGACGGCUGGGAUCCACGGUGGAUUGACUCCUAUCACAGUCGCUUGCCGGUGGGCCAUCAAGAUGAAAGCCUCGUAUGUGGAGGCUAUCCGAGAGCACAACCCGCUGGCCUUGGUCAUUCUUGCACAUUAUCUGGCUAUCUUGCACCGCUCCCGUCCCGACUGGCAUGGAGGGCUCGGAGACCUUCAAUCCCCCUUUUGUGGUCAUCAGUCUCCCUCUGCCGAGCAAGCAGUUAACUUCGCUCGGGUGAAUGAGGACGAAGAUGACGAGCACGAUGAACAUCAACAGCGCAUCGAAUAUGUAUAUGAAGACCUCCGUCGAAAGCAGAUACCCAUCCCAACCCUGGAGAUACUCCACCACACGAAAGACGGACCGAAUCAGAAUGAGAACACUGGAAGUAUGCAAGGCAUAGAGAUGUUUGCGCCAAGGGUUGUACGAAUCGGCCGAUUCGGGGGUGGGAUGACGCCCAAUCCGUUGCUGGAAGAUGAUGGCGCUGAUGAGGAAGAACCCGAAGAAGAUGAUCUGCACGAAUAG